CUCUUCAUAGACUUCAAAGCGGUGGAAAGGGCUUUAAGAAACAAUGACUGAAUACAAGUUCGAUACCGAUGUUCUCAAGCUGCUGUUCUCCAAGAAGGAAUUCUGGCAGAAGAGAGACCCGAUUACCCUUCAAGUACUUAACGUGAAAGUCAUCACGAACGACGCGGGCAACAGGCUACGUUUGAUCUUAUCUGAUGGUGUUCACAGUACCCAAGCGGUCAUCAGACCAGAAGCUGUUCAGUACUGUACUGACAAUGGCCUGAAGAAGUCGUCCAUUGUUACUCUUGAGAGCUAUGAGAUUGAAAGAAUGGGGAAAGACAACAAACACGUUAUAAUCAUUAGCAGUUUGACCAUACUCCAGUCCACUGCGAACAAAGUUGGUGGGAAAGUUGAGCCGCUAGACGAAUAUUUCCUUCACCAUCCAGAUGAAGAUCUAUACCAAGGCAGUGAGGCAGAGGCCACUCCAAUCCCUGAUAGUGGCACCACCACACCAGCUCCUCAACAACUUCCAGCGAAGAAUGUUGUUGCUGCUGCUGCACCUGUUGUUACCGUGCCAAAGACAAAUAUCAUCUCAACCUCUUCUUCUACGUCAAAGCCAAAUCAGAAGAAACCUUCAAACAUGUACAACCUGGAUCAACUUUCUCCAUACCAGAACAGCUGGACCAUUAAAGUGCGUGUGUCCUACAAAGGUGAGAUGCGUACCUGGUCCAACCAAAAAGGUGAAGGUAGACUUUUUAGCGUCAAUUUCAUGGACCAGACUGAUGAGAUUAGGGCAUCUGCUUUCAACGAGGUUGCUGAUAAGUUUUACAACUUUUUACAAGAGGGCAAAGUUUACUACGUCUCGAAGGCAAGAAUUCAACCUUCAAAACCACAAUUCUCAAAUUUGAGUCACCCUUAUGAGUUGGCCUUGGACAGGGAUACAGUCAUUGAAGAGUGUACGGAUAACGAUGGCGUUCCAAAGAUUAACUUCAAAUUUGUCAAGCUCAAUAAGGUUCAAGAUUUGGAGUCUGACUCAAUCAUUGACGUUGUAGGUGUCAUAAAAGAGGUCAAUCCAGCUUUCCAGAUUACUUCCAGAGCUGGUAAAUCAUAUGACCGUCGUGAUAUCACCAUAGUGGAUGAUUCCCAAUUUGCCAUUUCACUGGGUCUUUGGAAUAAAGCUGCUGUUGACUUUGAUAUCCCACAGGGAACUGUUAUUGCAGUUAAAGGUGCUAAAGUUAGUGAUUUUAACGGUAAGACCUUAUCAAUGACCCCCUCUGGCACCAUAUCUGCAAACCCCGAUGCUCCAGAGGCUUACUCACUCAAAGGCUGGUAUGAUGCUCAAGGCCGCAAUGAGGAUUUCCACUCAUUGAAAACUGAAAUGACAUCCAAAAAGACUUCUAUUGAGGACCGUAAGUUGAUCAUCGAUGCACAGAACGAGGAAAUAGGAAUGGGGGACAAGCCUGCGUUUUUCUCGAUAAAGGCCUCCGUCAAUUUUGUCAAGACGGAUAACUUUAGUUAUCCUGCCUGCUCCUCCGAAGGUUGCAACAAGAAGGUCAUUGAACAGCACGAUGGAACUUGGAGAUGUGAGAAAUGUGAUAUCAACCAUGCAGUGCCAUUGUACAGAUACAUCCUAACAGUUUCAGUGCUUGAUCAAUCUGGACAACUGUGGCUGACAAUGUUUGAAGACCAGGCUAAGCAGUUCCUUGGUGUGAGUGCUAAUGACCUCGUGAAGUUCAAAGAGGAGGAGAACGACAAGUUUGUCCAGAUAGUGAGUGCCGUUCAAAUGAAAGAAUUCGAAUUUAGGAUCAGGGCCAGACAGGAUAAUUACAACGGCCAAGUGAGAAUCCGUUACAACGCAGUCUCAAUCAACACAAUUGAUUACAGUGCUGAGGCUGUAUAUUUGGUUGACAAGUUUGACAAGUUACUUGGAUAAUUGGCAAGUUGUGAUUAUAUCCUCCUUCACUUAGGUGUCUUUUUAACCGAUCAAUAAACGUACGUUUGUGCAUAAGGUACGUGGUCACACACAUUCUCGGUCUCAAAAAUACGAACUUGAGGUCGACUUUCUGUUUUUGUUCGUUCUUUUUCUUUCUUCCCAAAGCUGCGGUACCCGAUAGGCUUAUUAUUAUUAAGAAUUUACCAUACAUUUACGACUCGUUAGAUGUAAAAGGGUGUGAAGUCACAAACUUUUACGCAAGCAUACACAUCUCAUACCAGUUGGACUUGUGCUUUACUUCGAAUGGUAACUUGUAAGUUGUGAAGAUUGAGGUGCAAUGUACAUCGAGUCCGAGGUCUUUAACACGCCUCGUCAAGUCGUUUAUAUAUCUGUGUAUAAUGCAUAUAUCUGUGUAUGACAGCCGUUUGUUAACAUCCUUGGACAAAAUGUUCAGAGGUAUUGUGUGUCCC
Williopsis jadinii is the source of this 2382-nucleotide messenger RNA. RefSeq names its product replication factor A subunit protein RFA1 (gene RFA1). Gene Ontology annotation, cellular component: nucleus. Bases 44 to 1912 code for a protein of 622 amino acids. Gene Ontology annotation, biological process: DNA repair; DNA replication; DNA recombination. Lineage: Eukaryota; Fungi; Ascomycota; Saccharomycetes; Phaffomycetales; Wickerhamomycetaceae. Gene Ontology annotation, molecular function: DNA binding. The transcript has a single exon. The record is from RefSeq and is a predicted model, not a curated record.